This is a messenger RNA of Carassius carassius (crucian carp), 458 nucleotides long. It is a transcript of the gene ins, whose product is annotated as preproinsulin. Gene Ontology annotation, molecular function: hormone activity. The coding region runs from base 88 to 417 and encodes 109 amino acids. The transcript has 3 exons. Gene Ontology annotation, cellular component: extracellular region. The record is from RefSeq and is a predicted model, not a curated record. NCBI's taxonomy places the organism in Eukaryota, Metazoa, Chordata, Actinopteri, Cypriniformes, Cyprinidae.
GUGAGAAGCACACACUGUUCGUCCCAAACCUUCUCUCGUCUACCAUCUCUGCUAUUCCUUAUCCUCCACUUCAAGAACAGCGUGACCAUGGCAGUGUGGCUCCAGGCUGGUGCUCUGUUGUUCCUGUUGGCCGUCUCCAGUGUGAAUGCUAAUGCAGGGGCCACGCAGCACCUGUGUGGAUCCCAUCUGGUCGAUGCCCUCUACCUGGUCUGUGGUCCUACAGGCUUCUUCUAUAACCCCAAAAGAGAUGUUGUUGACCCUCUUCUGGGUUUCCUUCCUCCAAAGUCUGCCCAGGAAACUGAGGUGACCGACUUUGCAUUUAAAGAUCAUGCCGAGCCGAUAAGGAAGAGAGGCAUUGUGGAGCAGUGCUGCCACAAACCCUGCAGUAUAUUUGAACUGCAGAAUUACUGUAACUAAAGAUCCUGCGCAUGUCCCGUGCCAACUGCCAGUGACUUGAG